ACCAUUAGAGAACUUGAAAUAUACAAGGACUGGAAAUAUAAUUAUCAGAAAACAUAAGGACUAAAACCCCAAAGAACCGUCUUUUGCAUGUCAGCUAAUGGACAAUUUCAAGAAUGCAAUGAAAACAAGAAACUCAGAAAUUAUCCUCACUUCACAAUGAAAAACAACCAUCAGAGUUGCCAAAUCCAAAGUUCUGGAUUAGACUUACUAAAUAAUAUCACAAACCCAUUAACAAAUUGGUCUUACAACAUAAAAAACUACAUAUCUCGAAGAAAAUUCAAACAAGCCCUUUUAAUAUACACCCAGAAUCGUAUAAAUGGAAGUUCAAUAAUUGGUGCUAUUCCUUUAGUUCUAAAAGCAUGUGCUUCACUUACAUUACUUAGUCUUGGCAAAGCCUUACAUGCUGAAUCUUUAAAAUCAGGAUUUAAUUGUAAUGUAAUGGUGGGAACUGCAUUAUUAGAUAUGUAUGGAAAAUGUGGUGAAAUUAGGAGUGCUCGUAAAGUGUUUGAUAAUAUGCCUGAAAGAAAUGUGAUAACAUGGAAUGCUAUGAUUGGGGGUUAUAUGAAGAGUGGUGAUGUAAAGACUGGAUUUUUAUUGUUUGAGAAUAUGUCUGAGAAGACAAUUGUUACUUGGAAUGAAAUGAUUGAUGGGUAUGCUAGAAAUGGAGAUAUGGUUAUGGCUAGGAGUUUUUUUAACCGUGUACCGGAUGAGUUGAGAAAUGUUGUGACAUGGAGUGUGAUGGUUGAUGGGUAUGCUAGUAAUGGGGAUAUGGAUGCUGCUAGAGAAUUGUUUGAGAUGAUGCCAAGAAGAAAUUUUUAUGUAUGGUCGUCGAUGGUUUCUGGUUAUUUCAAGAAGGGUGAUGUUGAGAAUGCUGAGGAAAUAUUUGCUAGGAUGACUAUGAAGAACUUGGUGAGCUGGAAUUCAUUGAUAUGUGGUUAUACACAAAAUGGGUUGUGUGAAGAAGCGUUAGAAGCAUUUAGGGAAAUGCAAGAUGAGGGGUUUGAGCCAGAUGAGGUUACUGUAGUUAGUGUUUUAUCGGCUUGUGCUCAGUUAGCGUUGCUGGAUGUUGGCAAGGAUAUACAUGAAAUGAUAAUUCGGAAAGGGAUUGAAUUGAAUCAAUAUGUUCUUAAUGGGUUGGUUGAUAUGUAUGCAAAAUGUGGGAAUUUGAGUAAUGCUAGAUUGAUUUUUGAAGGGAUGUUAGUGAAAAAUGAUGCUGCUUGGAACUCGCUAAUAUCUGGUUUCGCCAAUCAUGGCCACUGCAUGGAGGCAAUUAAUUUAUUUGAGAGAAUGGAUAGUUCAGGAGUGAAACCUAAUGAUAUAACAUUUCUAUCAGUGCUAUCGGCUUGUGCCCAUGGUGGAUUUGUGGAGGAAGGUUUAGAGGUUUUCUCCAGGAUGGAGAAAUAUGCAUUGACGGCGAGCAUCAAGCAUUAUGGUUGUCUUAUUGACCUUUUGGGAAGGGCCGGAAGAUUGAAGGAGGCUUGUGACUUGAUUAAAUGGAUGCCUUUUUCACCAAAUGACACAGUUUUUGGGGCUCUGCUUGGAGCAUGCCGGGUUCACUCGGACACAGAUGUGGUGGAAAACUUGCUGAAAGAGGUCCGUAGCAGCGAUUCUGGUGAUGAUGCACAUUAUGUGAUUCUUUCUAAUGUAUAUGCUGCUGCUGAAAAAUGGGAGAAAGCUGAAAGGAUGAGGUUUGCCUUGUCAAAUAAAGGGUCUCAGAAGACACCUGGGUGUAGUGUGGUCAUGCUCGAUCAACCAACGACUAAUUUUAUGGAAGUAUUGCCUGAGUAA
Molecule: messenger RNA, 1788 nt
Organism: Lycium barbarum (goji berry)
Lineage: Eukaryota; Viridiplantae; Streptophyta; Magnoliopsida; Solanales; Solanaceae
Product: pentatricopeptide repeat-containing protein At3g21470
Exons: 1
Coding region: 88-1788 (566 amino acids)
Biological process (GO): RNA modification
Molecular function (GO): RNA binding; protein binding
Source: RefSeq, a predicted model, not a curated record